This is a messenger RNA of Nicotiana tabacum (common tobacco), 1380 nucleotides long. RefSeq names its product E3 ubiquitin-protein ligase At3g02290-like. Gene Ontology annotation, molecular function: ubiquitin-protein transferase activity. Lineage: Eukaryota; Viridiplantae; Streptophyta; Magnoliopsida; Solanales; Solanaceae. The record is from RefSeq and is a predicted model, not a curated record.
UUGGUGAAAAUUCAACAUCGUCCCUUAUAAUACAAAAUCCAAAAGCAUCGAACCUCCGAUUUCAAGAAUUCUUUCUUGGCUUCUGUCUUUUCUGGAAUUCAAUACAAUCAUCCAAUCUAUCGUUUUUUCUCUCCCUUUUUCUGUCUCCAUAAUUUAGAGAAAGGGCAUUCACUCAUUCGGGGGGUUUCCUGAAGAGAGCGGGUGCCCAAUUCCAUUUGCUCGCUGAAGGUCUUUCCUCACUUUUCGUUUGUUACUCCAAGUUCCAAUUGCCACAAGUUUUACUUCCACAAUCAGGAUAUCGUGACAAUUGGGAUUGUCAAUGACACUUGAAAAGGUUUUUGUGGUACCAACGUAGGUUGAAAACGGUACCAUGGGUGCAGUUUGUUGCUGCUUACGAGACGAUUGUGAAGAUUUUGCCAAUCCAAACAGCUCAAUGUAUAGGAACUGUAUAUGCCUUGGAACUCUUGUUCAGAACUUCUUGCAUGUGUAUACAUCACUUUUCCAUAGAGGAGAACAACAUGUCAUUCCUUCAUCUGAUCAAGGGGCUAUAUCUUUGAGUUCUACAACAUCUCUUGAUGACUCACUGUCUGACGUUUACCGUUCUCCUCCGAGACCACUGCCUUAUGAUGCUGAUCCAAGAUAUUUCCGCUUGCAACAAGACGGACAAGUCUCGAGAAGGGAGGAAGGCUCAAGCCACUCACAUGAGGAGACUGAACCACUGCAAAGAAGCUUUGACGAUUCCGAAUCGUUAAGUGAUGUAAAUAAAUGGAGUCAGCCUACAUCUGAAGAGGGAUCAAAAGAAUACAACAAAUCUUCUGUGGAAUUCUCAACAGCUAAAAUGACUUCCGGAGAUGCUCAUAUUUAUUAUUAUUCAGAAGAUGAAGAUGUCUGUCCGACAUGUCUUGAAGAAUACACCGAGGAAAACCCAAAAAUAAUGACAAAAUGCUCUCACCAUUUCCACCUGAGUUGUAUAUAUGAGUGGAUGGAAAGAAGUGACAGCUGUCCAGUUUGUGGCAAGGUGAUGGCAUUUGAUGAGACUACCUGAUCUUUGCUCAAGAAGUUACAGUCGAGGGUGAAACCAGCAGUAAUAGGGGAUUAUAAAACCGAAACAGAUGAAUUUGAAGUCUGUGAAUACCAGUAAAUACGAAAUAACUGAUAAACAUAUCCCUGAUUAAUGCUUGAGUUUCGAUAUUGUUAUGGUUUUCAAUUUAACUUUGUACUCCCAGUUGGGUGGAUUUUCCAGAUAAAGUUGUCACUGAUGUAACAACAUAGUUCAGAGCUUCUUAUCUUGGUAUAAUAUUGCCAAGGUUGUGGUGAUUGUUCUUCCAUUGUAUAGACCACAUUUUCUUUUGGAAACUAAAAUCCUAGCAAAGUAUGUUA